UGUGUGCGUGCAGUUAUUCCUAACCCUCAAACUGAUGAACAAUAAUUUCCCCAUUUCAAUAUUUUCCAGCUUUCUAACAGGUGUGUUUUGCAAUAUCUAAUGCACACAUAUAAAUUACAUUUAGAAUACUCAAUUAUAAUGCUUGUUAGAUUUGUUAGCACUAAGAUAUCGAUUUUCCAACUUCAGACAGCAAUUAACAUGCUUUGCUUGUUCAUUUUAAAGUUCCCAGACCUCACUGAAAGCCCACCUGGUAAUGCCAGAGGACAGUAUCAUCAGCAGUGUCCAGGAGCAACUGUCAAAAUCUGACCAAAUGGUGGCUGCAGGACAGCUUUCACAAAUAGAUAAAGUGGUUGGAACUAUGCUGGAGAACAUUGAGAAGAUAAGCAGCGAAUGUGGCGAGGAAUUGGUCUAUCAAGAGUCACUGCGGUCUUCCUCCUCGUUGUCAUUCUCAACUGCCAAAUCACAGAAGACAGAGUGGGAAUUUGCACUCCCUGGCACUCCCAUUCCUUCUGAGUUACCCGAGAGUACUGCUCAGCCCAUUGUAAGAUGUUCAGUCAUUGACAUGAGCAAAUCUACUAAGCCAAAAACAAUGGUGUGUGAUGCCAGAACAAGCAUGUUUGCCAUAGCCGAUACCAUCAUGAAGAAGGUAUAUCCAGAGGCAGAAGGGCAGGUUACAUCUCACCCUGAUCUAACAGAUGCAAUAGCUAGACUGGAGGAGCUCAUAUCUCAGGGUAGGAUUGGUGCUCUCUCCCGUGAUCUCAGUCACCAAGUCACCCGCAUAAUUUCCGAUAGCAACUUGACCCCUCUGGGACUGACAGUGGCGGCUGGAAAGAGUGCAUCUGAUACCAUCCUUUCGAAGCUGAAGAGGAAUGACAAGGUGGGGAAGCACACAACUUACGAGCUGGUUCAGCUGUUUGUAGAGGAGUCUGUUAAGUGCCUCCUGCUUCCUAGUUUUGUGCCCUAUUCAACUUCAAUGAGUUUGGCUCAGGGGGCCAAGGUGUUGGCUAGAGUGUCUGAAGAUAGAAUUUCUAGCUCUUCUUCUUCAUCAGUAUUUAGUGACACAGUCAGUCUCUUUACCAAAGUUAUGGUAAGCCAGGUCAUGUACUCUGUGCAUUCUGAUGCAGAAAGUAGAGGAUCCUCUCCAACUGAAUCUCUCCAAACAUCUGAAACCACUAUAUCUGAUGUAGGCAAUCUAUUGAGUGGCAAGUCCUCCCCUCGGCUGUCUCCUUCUGGCACCAUUAUGGCAACAAGCGAGACCUCCAAUGCAGCACAAAUCUUGAAGGCCAACAUUGAUGGAGAGGAAGUGGAUACCACCAGUCAUUCUGGUGUAGCUCAAAACAUUGUCAGGGACGAUAUGUCAACCAGCCCAGACAUGGUCAAAGAUGUCACACUUCCAACCCCAUCCUCUGAUAACUUGGGCAGUGAUGAUGACGUCACCGGCCUCAUCAGCAUGUUAGUAAUGAGAAUUCUAACAGAAAUCCAAACCCCAGCAGAAGAUUACCCAGUUGACGCCACACGCAAGUCACAAGACCUGAUCCCUAAAGUUAUGGAGGUCUUCUGUGCAUGGUCAGGCUGCUCUGAGACACAAGCCUAUCCAGAGAACUUGAGGAUUCAUAAAGUCUACAGAGUCGUCUAUAAAAAUCUGUUGGAGGAGUUUGGCUCGGAGAAAAUCCUCCAACAGGCCGUGUCGACUCAGGACUCUUCAUUUGAUAGGAUUCUUGUCAAGUCUUUGAGUGAAGCGCUUCUCCACAGAUGUAAUGAGGCAUUGAGGGCAGCCUCAAGAACAUCAGUCAAAACCACCGGGCCUAAGGCUCUUCCACUGGCUGAGGAUGUGAGGGCUAGCAGCGGGAAACUAUCUUUUCUACAAAGGCUGGUCAGGCUGACAAGCAACUUAAAGCUAUUCAAGAAGGGGAACAAGAAGGAUUCCCACCGCUCUGAAUCAGAACAAGUACAGACCACUGCUGAAGAUGGCAUGCUGCCCAGCAUAGUGCCACAUGCUGCCAUGUCUGCACUGCCAAAGGAUCUCCCCGCCAGCUCCCAACAGGAGACGCCUCACAAACGUCCACUUCUCGUCAGGAUGUUUUCUGCCAUCUCCAAAGGCCUGUUCAAGCCCUUCAAACAGUCCUUAAAGACCAAGUAACGUCAGACAAUUUAUUAAACGUCAUUCAUUGCAUUAAAUUGGCCUUUGUCUUCUUAUGUGCUCCCGUUAACAGACCAGAUUACAAUACUGGUCUUUUAAAUGUUAGCAGUGAUAGCAACAUGA
Molecule: messenger RNA, 2263 nt
Organism: Oncorhynchus mykiss (rainbow trout)
Lineage: Eukaryota; Metazoa; Chordata; Actinopteri; Salmoniformes; Salmonidae
Source: RefSeq, a predicted model, not a curated record